Molecule: messenger RNA, 615 nt
Organism: Chenopodium quinoa (quinoa)
Lineage: Eukaryota; Viridiplantae; Streptophyta; Magnoliopsida; Caryophyllales; Amaranthaceae
Exons: 1
Coding region: 1-615 (204 amino acids)
Molecular function (GO): nucleic acid binding; zinc ion binding
Source: RefSeq, a predicted model, not a curated record
AUGGGUUCUAGGUAUGACAAAGCAAUUGAUAUGGAUCCUAAUGAGCUAACAGAGUUUGCUAAGGGAGUUUUGGAGACAAGAAGUGAGGAGUCCAGAUUGUGUCAUGUGACAGCAGCUGAUGGUGGAGAGUUUGAGGUUAGGGAUGGGCAUGUGAAGUUCCCUUUGACACUUCAGACAAUGACCUGUGGUUGUGGGAAGUGGCAAGGGUCAGGAAUACCAUGCAGACAUGGUCUAAGGGUCAUAUACAGCCAAAGACUUCAAGCUAUAGAUUAUGUGUCACCAUACUUCAAGGGAGCUGCUUACAAGCUGACUUAUGGAGACCACAUCCAUCCCAUGUCAGAUCCAAGUCAGUGGCCAGCAUUUGAUGUUCCUGAAAUAGCACCACCAACUGUCAAAAGAGCUGCAGGAAGACCAGCUAAGCAGAGAAGGAGAGCCUCUCAUGAAGCAAGAAAAGGAAAGAGGCACAAGAACAACAAGUGCAGUCUUUGCAAGGAGUUGGGACACAAUGCAAAAACCUGUAAGGCAAGAAAGGAAGCAUCAAAACAAGCAGAAAAUGCAACAUCCAGUUCACAGCAACGCAAAGGAAGAGGGAGGAAGAAAAAGGCUGACAGUUAG